This is a messenger RNA of Cynara cardunculus var. scolymus (artichoke), 1983 nucleotides long. RefSeq names its product embryogenesis-associated protein EMB8. The coding region runs from base 161 to 1870 and encodes 569 amino acids. The record is from RefSeq and is a predicted model, not a curated record. Gene Ontology annotation, molecular function: monoacylglycerol lipase activity; short-chain carboxylesterase activity. Lineage: Eukaryota; Viridiplantae; Streptophyta; Magnoliopsida; Asterales; Asteraceae. The transcript is spliced from 14 exons.
AGUUUGUGAAAUCAAAACCUUACAGUUGGACGGAAGGGCCAAACAAACGCUUUUCAAGUCAAACUCCCGGUUGUCGGCUGAACAACUUCACCAACAUUGAUUCAAAAAUUACAAAUCUGAAUGAUUUAUCCUUGACGAUCUCCUUGCCACGAUAAAGAAAAUGGCGUAUAAUUUCUGGGAAUCAAUCGGAUUAUCGGUCCACGCUCUUGAGCUCAUCCUCGAGGGCUUCACAUUCAUACCCAUCAUCCAUUAUGUAAUAGCUUUUGUGUGUUUUCUCCUCAUUUUCAUCUACAAUUUCUUGGAGUUCCAUUUCGUUGAAGAUGUUCUCACUCUGUUCCGAGGUUCUCCAGUGUCUCUAACCUACAAUUCUGCCUCUGAAAUUUACCAAGGCGUGGCUUCCAAGUGUAACCUUCUUCAUGGCAGGUACAUGGCGACACCCUGGCUCUCAAGUCCUCAUAUUCAAACAGCUUUUUUGAAUUUCUUUGGGAGACCUCCUGCAGUAAAUUAUAGAAGACAAUUAUUUCAUGCAUCUGAUGGUGGAACUUUUGCUCUGGAUUGGCUAAGAAGUUCUGAUGUUUUGGGAGAUCCAACAUAUGAAGAUGAUGCCUCAUUGACACAUGAUAAAACCCCCAUCGUAGUUGUAAUUCCUGGAUUAACUAGUGAUUCUUCUUCAGCUUACCUCAAGCAUCUUGCCUUCUCCACGGCAGAACGUGGAUGGAAUGUUGUUAUUUGCAAUCACCGAGGACUUGGAGGGAUUUCAGUUACAUCAGAUUGUUUCUAUAAUGCGGGGUGGACAAAAGACACACGAGAUGUCAUCAACUAUCUUCAUCACGAAUAUCCCAAUGCACCUCUUUUUGCUGUUGGAACUAGCAUUGGUGCCAACAUUCUGGUCAAGUAUCUUGGAGAAGAUGGAGAAGAUAUUCCUAUUGCUGGAGCCGUUGCUAUUUGCUCUCCUUGGGACCUUUUGAUUGGCUCAAGAUUCAUAUGUCGCAGGACUGUUCAAAAAUUCUAUGAUAGGGCACUUACUGUUGGUCUUCAAGAAUACGCACAACUGCAUGAAUCUCUUUAUUCCCGACUUGCUGAUUGGGACGGCAUUAUAAAGUCACGUACCAUACGGGAUUUUGACAAUUAUGCUACUCGUCUAGUUGGGAAGUUUGAGACUGUGGAUACAUACUAUAGGCAUUGUAGCAGUGCUCAAUAUGUGACGAAAGUUUCAAUUCCAUUACUAUGUAUAAGUGCUUUAGAUGAUCCAGUCUGUACCAGAGAGGCAAUUCCAUGGGAUGAGUGCAGAGAAAAUAAAAAUAUUGUGCUGGCUACAACACGGCAUGGAGGACAUCUUGCGUUCUUUGAGGGUCUUACUGGAUCUAGUUUGUGGUGGGUGAGAGCCGUGAAUGAAUUCCUUGGCGUUUUGCACUGCAGCCCCUUCAUGCAUACACAAAAGAAGAAUCCUCCACAUUGUGGAUUAGAAUCUUCUGUCGAUAAAGGCCCAUAUGUUAAUAUCGCACAUGGAAUGGUUGCUGCCAUCGGCAAUGAUCCAUUAGCAACUGAUGCUGGAGAAGGUUCAUCCGAAAGGCAGAAAGUCGAUGAUAAGAGAGAUGAUAUAAUUGUACCUGAUGCAGAAGAUCAUGUGGUCACUCGUUCUUGUGGUCGAACCUUUAAGCAGUCUGAGAACAUGAAGGACGUGAAACCACGUGAUAUGAGCGGCAUAGUAAAAUGGUUAGAUCAACUCUUCCAACAAAAUAGAAGAUCAACAUGGAUGCUUGCUUAUAUUGCCAUCAUAUCAACAUUGCCAUUGAUGGGUGCUGCUCUUCACUUCCUCUUUAGGAAGAAAUUUAAGAAGACAAUACCUGCAAAAUCACUCAAGUUAUAGAUCUGCUGCUGGCUUGUAACUUUAUGUAUGUUGAACUGUUAUAAAGGGUAUCUAAUUCAAUAUAUUAUAAAGGCUUCUAAACGGUAUCUAAUUCAAUAUAUUGAUCUGGUGCA